GCGCCGCCUUCCCUGCGCAGUCGGUGUCUCGGCGUGGCUGGGUGGGACUUGGCUCAGUGGCCAUGGGCAAGCAGAACAGCAAGCUGCGGCCCGAGAUGCUGCAGGACCUGCGGGAGAACACGGAGUUUUCGGAGCUGGAGCUGCAGGAAUGGUACAAGGGCUUCCUCAAGGACUGUCCCACGGGCAUCCUCAACGUGGACGAGUUCAAGAAGAUCUACGCCAACUUCUUUCCCUACGGCGACGCCUCCAAGUUCGCCGAGCACGUCUUCCGCACCUUUGACACCAACAGCGAUGGCACGAUCGACUUCCGGGAGUUCAUCAUCGCGCUCAGCGUGACCUCACGCGGCCGCCUGGAGCAGAAGCUCAUGUGGGCCUUCAGCAUGUACGACCUGGACGGCAACGGCUACAUCAGCCGCGAGGAGAUGCUGGAGAUUGUGCAGGCCAUUUACAAGAUGGUUUCGUCCGUGAUGAAGAUGCCUGAGGACGAGUCGACCCCGGAGAAGAGGACCGAGAAGAUCUUCCGCCAGAUGGACACGAACAACGAUGGCAAGCUUUCCCUGGAGGAGUUCAUCCGUGGGGCCAAGAGCGACCCGUCCAUCGUGCGCCUGCUGCAGUGCGACCCGAGCAGCGCCUCCCAGUUCUGAGAGCCCGCAGCCCGAGUCCCCUGCUCCCUGCCUUCCCGGCUUCCU
This is a messenger RNA of Ochotona curzoniae (black-lipped pika), 689 nucleotides long. RefSeq names its product hippocalcin (gene HPCA). Lineage: Eukaryota; Metazoa; Chordata; Mammalia; Lagomorpha; Ochotonidae. The coding region runs from base 63 to 644 and encodes 193 amino acids. The record is from RefSeq and is a predicted model, not a curated record. Gene Ontology annotation, molecular function: calcium ion binding. The transcript is spliced from 4 exons.